Messenger RNA from Acanthoscelides obtectus, 351 nucleotides. NCBI's taxonomy places the organism in Eukaryota, Metazoa, Arthropoda, Insecta, Coleoptera, Chrysomelidae. The record is from the annotation of a GenBank genome assembly.
AUGAAGUCUUACGUAGCAGCCAGAAAUGUCGAUUUCAAGUUUUCUACCGUUUCAAAAUGGUGCGACGCGUUUUUCAAUAACUUUACGCCCGUAGAAUGGAAAACUAGGUGCGAGCAUGCAAAAAAAAUUGAGAUAGAGUUUAUGCAGCAAGAUCUCGCUGUUGAUAGAGUUGUAGACGAAGUUGUUAUCCAUUUAAAUGAAGUUGACAGUGAUAGCGACUUUCUCGAGACCGAAACUGAAGAUGAAGAUGCCGAAGAACGGAGCGAUGAAGCAGAAGGGGAAUCUAGCGGAAUUUUGGAUGUACAGUCUAGCAACGUCAGUUUAAGAUGGGAAAAACAGGUUGCACCGUAA